Pungitius pungitius (ninespine stickleback) is the source of this 1890-nucleotide messenger RNA. RefSeq names its product LUC7-like (S. cerevisiae) (gene luc7l). Gene Ontology annotation, cellular component: U1 snRNP; U2-type prespliceosome. The coding region runs from base 189 to 1310 and encodes 373 amino acids. NCBI's taxonomy places the organism in Eukaryota, Metazoa, Chordata, Actinopteri, Perciformes, Gasterosteidae. The record is from RefSeq and is a predicted model, not a curated record. Gene Ontology annotation, molecular function: mRNA binding. The transcript has 10 exons. Gene Ontology annotation, biological process: mRNA splice site recognition.
AAAAAGGGCCUGUCGCUGUCGUCACUUCCCUUAAGUAAAACGGAAGCUGGCAAGUCCACGAAACAGAGAAAAGCGGGCGAGAGGGGAUGCUUUGACGAAUAAAUAAUCGAUAACUUGAUAGAAAACACUAAGGAACUGUUUUCAGUUGCUUACUAUCACACGACGCUGUCGACGGAAGACCCACCACCAUGUCUGCCCAGGCUCAAAUGAGAGCGCUGCUCGACCAGCUCAUGGGAACAGCGAGGGAUGGGGAUGAGACGCGACAGAGGGUGAAGUUCUCCGACGAGCGGGUCUGCAAGAGUCAUCUUCUAAACUGCUGUCCACAUGACAUCCUGUCUGGAACCCGUAUGGACCUGGGAGAGUGCACAAAGAUCCACGACCUCGCACUUCGGGCAGACUAUGAAAUUGCUUCCAAGGACAGAGAUCUGUUCUUUGAGCUCGACGCGGUGGAUCACCUGGAGUCAUUCAUUGCCGACUGCGACCGGAGGACAGAAUUGGCCAAGAAGCGCUUGGCCGAGACUCAAGAAGAGAUCAGUGCUGAGGUGGCAGCAAAGGCGGAGAAGGUUCAUGAGCUGAAUGAGGAAAUUGGGAAGCUUCUGGCCAAGGCCGAGCAGCUCGGAGCGGAGGGCAACGUCGACGAGGCCCAGAAGGUCCUGCAGGAGGUGGAGAAGGUCCGCACUAGGAAGAAGGAUGCGGAGGAAGAGUACAGAAACUCCAUGCCGGCUUCCAGCUUUCAGCAGCAGAAGCUGCGGGUGUGCGAGGUGUGCUCCGCCUACCUUGGUCUCCAUGACAACGACCGUCGCUUGGCUGACCAUUUUGGUGGGAAGCUUCAUCUGGGCUUCAUCCAGAUCAGAGAGAAACUGGACCAACUAAAGAAAACUGUGGUCGACAAGCAAGAGAUACGGAACCAGGAGCGCUUGAAGAGACGAGAAGAGAGGGAGAAAGAGGAAAAGAUGAAGAAGGAGACCAGAUCCCGGAGCAAGGAGCAUAAAAGGUCGCGCUCCCGCGACCGCAGGAGGAAGCGCUCGCAGUCGAGAGAGAAGCGGCGCUCGCAGUCGCAGGAGAAGCGGCGCUCGCCCUCCCGCUCCAGGGAGAGGGAGAGAGAGAGAGAGCGGGAGAGGAAGAGGAGGCACCGCAGCCGAUCCGGCUCUCGCAGCAGAGCACACCGUCACAGCCAGGAGCAGAGCUCCAGACACAAGUCGUCCCGGGACCGAGAGCGCUCCUCCAGAGACGGGUCGCGGGACAGGAGGGACGGCAUGAACGGCAGGUCAGAGUCCCGCCGGGCGGACGACAGGGACGUGGACAUGUGAGGACCAAACUCCAUCCGUCACGACACACACCGACCCCCCCCCCCGCGGUCUCUCUCGCUCUCCCGCGUCUGUCCGUUUCUAAUAAUGUCCUCGCGCUGACCCGUCUGUCCCCCCCCCCGCCUCAUGUUCCUUUGUUUAAACUGUUUAUGCAGCCGACCCAGUGUACACAUAGCAGACAUGUUGUAUGGAUCAAAAAGCUGGCGUCCAGAUGACUGGCGGCUGUCUGAAUCCAACAUCAACUGAUGGUCUGCAAGGCAAAAAGUCUAACUCAUCCAUACUUUAUUUUUAACUGAUGGUCUUUUGAUACCGAAUCUGUCUGAAUAUAUUAUAUCUGCGUAUGUUUUGGGCCGACUGAUUGUUGUGGUUAUGAAGAGCCUCGUCCUGUCAAUACGUCUUUCUUUUUUUUAGUCUCCCUCUGAAGAUUUCUUUUCACCAUAAAGUUCCCUAAAGCCUCUCCACAUUUCUUUGGUCCUGUACUAAGUUUGAUGAAGCCCCGUUAAAGUUUUAGGAACCCAAUUGAAAACCAAAAGGUUGAAGUUGUGAAUAUUAGAACAUUAAAACCUUAUUUCUCCCACCUCUU